CUCAACCGCCCGCGAAGCUCAAGCCGCUGCGUAGGAGCGUGUGUUCGGGCCCUCUUCUCCCACCUAUUCGACUCCCCAUCCCCAGGAUGUCAACCUCAGCCCCUCAAGGCCAUACCUGGACCCAACGGGUGAAGAAGGAGGAUGAGGAGGAGGACCCGCUGGACCAGCUGAUCUCCCGCUCUGGCUGUGCUGCCUCCCACUUUGCAGUGCAGGAGUGCAUGGCCCAGCACCAGGACUGGCGGCAAUGCCAGCCACAGGUGCAGGCGUUCAAGGAUUGCAUGAGUGAACAGCAGUCGAGGCGGCGAGAGGAGCUGCAGAGGAGGAAAGAACAAGCCAGUGCCCACCACUGAGACCUCAAACCACCUAUCCCCAGUAGAUGGGCCUGCCAAGAUCAGCACCCAGCAGGAUUAUAGAGGAAGAAAUCCUAAAUGCUGGGUGUGGGAGGUAUAAAACAUGGGG
Messenger RNA from Macaca mulatta (Rhesus monkey), 459 nucleotides. It is a transcript of the gene COA4, whose product is annotated as cytochrome c oxidase assembly factor 4 homolog. Gene Ontology annotation, cellular component: mitochondrial intermembrane space. NCBI's taxonomy places the organism in Eukaryota, Metazoa, Chordata, Mammalia, Primates, Cercopithecidae. The record is from RefSeq and is marked provisional. Gene Ontology annotation, biological process: mitochondrial respiratory chain complex IV assembly.